AUGAGAUCAGCUCUCUUCCAACCCCUCCUACCCCGCCAUACCUUUUGCUCCCCCGGCUUAAGAACUUUCUCUCUCCCUCAACGCAUUGCUACUUCAUCCACCUUUGCGACCACUCGAUUCUAUUCACAGCCAGCCAAAAUGUCUGCCAACCGAUCCCGAGUUUUCUUCGACAUCGCCUGGAAGGGCCCCGUCUUCAAGGACGGCAAGCCUACCUCUGAGAUCAAGGACCGCGUAGAGAAACCAAACAGGUACAAGUGGAAGCUCAACAGCUGCUCGUUCCUGUUUCUCUCUUGGCCUAAUCCCUCUACUGCUCCGGCCAUGCCUGCUCCGGCACUGAUUGGCUACUUCUCCCUUGCUCUUCCAAUUAUCACCGCACAGCAGACCGGUCGCAUUAACUUCACCCUGUACGACGACAUUGUCCCCAAGACCGCCGAGAACUUCCGUGCUCUCUGCACCGGCGAGAAGGGCUUCGGCUACCAGGGCUCAUCUUUCCACCGUAUCAUCCCCAACUUCAUGCUCCAGGGUGGUGACUUCACCCGCGGUAACGGUACCGGUGGUAAGUCCAUCUACGGUGAGAAGUUCGCCGAUGAGAACUUCCAGCUGAAGCACGACCGUCCCGGUCUGCUGUCCAUGGCCAAUGCCGGCCCCAACACCAACGGCUCCCAGUUCUUCAUCACCACCGUUGUCACCUCUUGGUUGAACGGCCGCCACGUCGUUUUCGGCGAGGUCGACCAGGACUGCCUGGGCAUUGUCUCUGCCCUUGAGGCCACUGGCCGUGAUGACGGCAAGGUCAAGUAUGAGCCUCGCCCUACCAUCACCGCCUCCGGUGUCCUGUAA
This is a messenger RNA of Trichoderma gamsii, 837 nucleotides long. RefSeq names its product peptidyl-prolyl cis-trans isomerase, mitochondrial. The coding region runs from base 1 to 837 and encodes 278 amino acids. The record is from RefSeq and is a predicted model, not a curated record. Gene Ontology annotation, biological process: protein peptidyl-prolyl isomerization; protein folding. NCBI's taxonomy places the organism in Eukaryota, Fungi, Ascomycota, Sordariomycetes, Hypocreales, Hypocreaceae. The transcript is spliced from 6 exons. Gene Ontology annotation, molecular function: peptidyl-prolyl cis-trans isomerase activity.